Molecule: messenger RNA, 386 nt
Organism: Solanum stenotomum
Lineage: Eukaryota; Viridiplantae; Streptophyta; Magnoliopsida; Solanales; Solanaceae
Exons: 2
Coding region: 16-372 (118 amino acids)
Source: RefSeq, a predicted model, not a curated record
CAACACAAUGCCUUGAUGAUGCAGCAGCAAAUGGCUAUUGUGCCUCUGCAACAUCAAAUUGCUUCUAUGACUCAACAUAAUGAAGGAGAGAUUCAAGAACAGGAAGCACAAAAUCAAGAAGAUAUAGCUGAUGUGCCUCAACUACAACUACAAAUUCAUGUUUGUGUUAGCAGUAAAUGUAAUCAGGUUAUCCAUCAAAUCAAGAUGUUGCUCUCUGUUCAAUUUCCUAAAGAACAAUUCUUGCAUCAAUGGAAAAAUAUUGGAUAUGAUCCCUACUUUAGAGAUAAGAAUAGAAAACCAGACAUGUCUGUAUCAUACAUUAAAAAUGGUCAUGACCAAUGUGUGAUAACAAAACUAUUUUGGCCACUUUGAUUAAGUCCUUGCCU